Molecule: messenger RNA, 2949 nt
Organism: Exophiala viscosa
Lineage: Eukaryota; Fungi; Ascomycota; Eurotiomycetes; Chaetothyriales; Herpotrichiellaceae
Product: beta subunit of N-methylhydantoinase A/acetone carboxylase
Exons: 4
Coding region: 1-2949 (982 amino acids)
Biological process (GO): glutathione metabolic process
Cellular component (GO): cytosol
Molecular function (GO): 5-oxoprolinase (ATP-hydrolyzing) activity
Source: RefSeq, a predicted model, not a curated record
AUGCUUCCAGGUGGCACUAACACUGAUUGUGCCUUGCUUCGCAUGACUGAAGUGACAGCCAAUGGGCAACUAUCAACGCCCGAGGUCAUAGCGACCCAGAAAAAGCCGACCACAUCAGACGUGACUGCAGGAAUAUGCGAAGCCAUAGGAUCAGUUCUGGAAGCGAGUCAAGUGCCUCGAGCAGAUAUAUUGUCCGUCAACAUUGGCACGACUCAUUUCAUCAAUGCCGUCACACAAUCGGACCGAACCAAGCUCAAUCGUGUGGCCGUACUUCGCCUUUGUGGCCCCUUCUGCAGAGAGCUUCCUCCUUUUGAUGGCUUUCCCAACCGUCUGCGAGACAUUCUUGAGGGACAUGUCGGAUAUCUCAAGGGCGGCUUUGAGAUCGAUGGACGUGUUAUAGCGGAAGUUGAUGAGGAAGAAGUCAUCAAACAUGCGAAAAUCAUCGCCAGUAGCGGCAUACAGGCAGUCGCAAUCGUUGGCGUCUUUUCUCCUCUAGAUAGUGGACCAUUGACACAGGAGGAGCAUGUCAAGGAGAUCUUGCUGCGAGAGCUACCACAUGCAGACAUUGUCUGUUCGCGCGAUAUUGGACGGGUUGGCUUCAUCGAACGAGAAAACGUCUCGAUCCUGAACGCGAGUAUCUUGGAGGUGGGACGCAACAUCAUCUCGAGCUUUGAGGCAGCCCUAUCAGACCUGAACCUCAAAUGUCCGCUUUAUUUGACCCAGAACGACGGCACGAUAACAGAUGCUAUAGCUGCGCGCAAAGCACCGAUCAAGACCUUUUCCUCAGGGACAACCAAUUCUUUGACAGGGGCGAUCUUUCUGUCUGGAAUCCACAACAAAAAGGGUGCUGUUGACCUCGAAACGGAUCAAGUGCUCAUGGUCGAUAUAGGUGGUACCACCUCCGAUUUUGCAGCGCUCUCGUCAUCUGGGUUCCCGCGGCAAUCGAAUGCCAUUGUCGAUAUAGCUGGGGUCCGUACAAAUUUUAGCACGCCCGAAGUACUGAGUAUUGGGCUAGGGGGCGGAUCUCUAGUAACUUGCAAUGUUGAUGGAUCUGUCACAGUUGGGCCCAAAUCGGUAGGUUACGCACUCAUCAAUGAGAGUCAAUGCUUUGGUGGAAUGACCUUGACUGCCACGGACAUCAUCGUGGCAAGUGAAGCGAACAGUUCAAUUGCCUCCGGAUGGAAGCACGACAUCCCAGAGUCUGUUCGUCUUCAGGCACGCAAGAACAUUAGGGAACAAAUACAAAAUGGUGUCAGCCGCAUGAGGACCUCUGACUCUGGUAGGCUUAUACUUCUUCUUGUGGGAGGCGGGUCGAUAAUCCAGAUGGAUGAGCUCCCGGAAGUCGAUCUGUGUAUUCGCCCUCCUUUUCACGACUGUGCGAACGCGGUCGGCGCUGCGAUCGCGAAGAUCUCGGGCGAUAUCGAUGUCAUUGUGAUACCCGGAUCUCGCACACAUCAGGAGAUUGAGGAUGAUCUCAAAUCGCAAGCUAUUGCAUUGGCAAAGAAGAAUGGAGCUCAACCAUCCAGUAUCAAAGUGGUGGAGAUGGACAUCAUCCCUAUCAAUUAUGUGAACAACAAUGCCGUCCGUGGGGUCGCGAGGGCGGUUGGUGAACUUGGGCUCCAGCCCGUCAAGCACGUCUUCACGAAACGCAACCCUCAAGAAAAAGGGUCAGCCCGCAAAGUCUCGGAUUCUUGGAUGCAAAUCACCACGGAGCCUAGAACAAAUGUCAUGGAGAUGGAUCUCGACGGAUACGUCCCGUCGGUAUCGAAAAUAAGCGGAGAAUGGUCCAUCUCUGAAGUUGAUCUUGCCUUCAUUUCUGAAGGUGUGGGAAUAUACGGGACAGGUGGUGGUGGGCCGGUUUACUCCAUUUAUAUGAACGCACUGAACGUCCUUCGACAACUUCCAGCAGGCAGGAUGCGGGUCAUUGAGCCGGACAACGUACCUCUCCAGGACCGGUUUGCCUACGUCGCCAGAGUGGGCUCUCCGUCUGUCUUCAGUGAACGCUUGGAAGGCGACAAUGAAAUCUCAACAGCUUUGGAUGCUCUUGCAAGGUAUGGUGGGUACUCACACUAUGGUGGCAUAGUCCACCCCGAAAUUGGCGGCGGAAAUGGCAUGUGUGGCUUCUCGGCCGGCGCCAUUAUGGACAUUCCAAUCGUUGACGCCGACAGUAUGGGAAGAGCAUUUCCGACAGUGGAUAUGUCCCUUCCCUAUGUAUACAAGUCAUGCGAUGCGUGGCCAGCGGUUGUUGCGGAUGCGCGUAGCAAUGUUCAAAUCAUUGCUUCUGCCGACAGCGCGCAAAGAAUGGAAAACUUUUUACGGCAAGCUGCAGUUGAGUUGGGCCAUAGUGCACUUUUCGCCAUGACGAUCCCAGGCCGUUCGGUGAGAGAAUAUUGCUGUCACGGGGUCAUGUCGCAGGCUUGGUAUGUUGGACGACAGAUCUAUUUGGCAAGGCAGAAGAACAAGAACGUCCUUGAAGCAGUGGUUUCGACAUGGCCUGGCAGCAGAUUACUCUACUCGGGAAAGAUUGUGAGCGUAUCAAAGCAUGUUGUGGGUGGUUACACGAUCGGCGAGGCUGUAUUGAAGCCGGAUGCCGAAAGCAUUGAUGUUGGGCAAGCGCAAGACCAGACUUGUCGCCGAUCGCUGGUCGUCCAGUACAAGAACGAAUACCUCUAUGCAGCUUUGAAGGACGCGGAGGGUCAUUUGGAAACCUUGUGCACAACACCCGAUAUGAUUAGUGUGCUCAACCAGGAUGGCUCCGCGUUGCCAACGUCUGAGUUGCGGUACGGUCUCCAAGUCGCUGUAUUGGCAAUGCCUGCACAUCCGCUUUGGCACACUCCGACAGGGAUGAAGGUGGCGGGUCCAGCGGCGUUCAAUCUCAACGUCGAAUAUAAAUCGUUUGGAGGGACAUGGCAGCAACCACCAUCUGUGAUACAGGAAUUUGGGAGAUAG